AUGAACACUGGCACUACACAAAAAACUCCCAAGACUCCGAAACCAACCGCCUCCGUGCCAAUUAUCCAAAAUAAACGCUGGCCCCCUAUGGCAAACCGAAAUGCCCUUCCUUACAAGCUCACACACCUUUCCAAAGAGAAACUCGCUCGUGAAGCUACCGCACCAGACCCCGACCUUCGCCGCUGCGUGGCUCACUUUCGCCUGCACUGUGGUUCCGUCUCCUGGACCGAGAAUGAUAUGAAGUCUCGCAUCAGCUCAUUUGAUUUUGAAGACACCGAUGAUGAAGACGACGUGGAUGAGAUCAACACAGAACUGCCUGUCCUCAGGAACAGGGCUCCGGCCAACGAGACUCCAGUCGAAGCCACCGAACAAAUAUCAAUAAAAUCAGAGCCCGUCGCCGUGGUGGCAACCCCGGCAGCCCCGGCAUCACCAACGACGCCUGAAAAUUCCACCGAGCAUGGUUUUUUGGAAAAGGGUCGCAAUUGUCUUGAGGCGACCUCCAAACACCUAUGGACAGGGGGAUCUUGCAUGGUUUCCCCAAUCGCGGGUUGA
This is a messenger RNA of Penicillium verrucosum, 552 nucleotides long. RefSeq lists its product as uncharacterized. The record is from RefSeq and is a predicted model, not a curated record. Bases 1 to 552 code for a protein of 183 amino acids. The transcript has a single exon. NCBI's taxonomy places the organism in Eukaryota, Fungi, Ascomycota, Eurotiomycetes, Eurotiales, Aspergillaceae.